Messenger RNA from Topomyia yanbarensis, 1330 nucleotides. RefSeq names its product cytoplasmic 60S subunit biogenesis factor ZNF622. The transcript has 2 exons. The coding region runs from base 114 to 1241 and encodes 375 amino acids. Gene Ontology annotation, biological process: ribosomal large subunit biogenesis. The record is from RefSeq and is a predicted model, not a curated record. Gene Ontology annotation, cellular component: preribosome, large subunit precursor. Gene Ontology annotation, molecular function: nucleic acid binding; zinc ion binding. Lineage: Eukaryota; Metazoa; Arthropoda; Insecta; Diptera; Culicidae.
AAUGACAUUUGCCAAAUAAUUUCACAACGGGAAAUACUAAACACGUUUCGUUUUCAUUGUAGGAAGUAUAAUUCUCAAAAAUUUGCGAAGGUUGAUCUGAUUUCGAAUCAAAAAUGUCCACCGCCUGCAGUUACACCUGUCUGAACUGUAGUGUACGUUUCCAGAAUGCGGAAAUGCAACGAGAACACUACAAGACCGACUGGCAUCGCUACAAUCUGAAGCGCAAGAUUGCGGAGCUCCCUCCGGUGAGUGUUGAGGAAUUCGAGAAGCGUAUCAUUCAGCAGAAAAGCGCCGAUGCUGCAGCACUCGAGGAUCAGUCGCUUUACUGUAAGGCGUGCAAGAAACUUUUCAAGUCAAAAAACGCGCAUGACAAUCAUCUGGACAGCCGGAAGCACAAGGACAACUUGAAGGUGUACCUGGAACAAGAACCCAAUGCAAAAGAGCAGGAUGUGGCCGUCAAAUCAACUCGGAUUAAUAAAAAUGUGGCUACAGGGGAACAACCGAUGGAUGAAGAUAUAGAGGAGGUAGACUCGGAGCAGUGGGACGAGGAGUGGGAUAACCCGAUCGAGAACAACGAUUGCUUGUUCUGCUUGAACCACAGCGAGGAUAUAAUUAAAAACAUCAAGCAUAUGAGCGUGAAACAUUCGUUUUUUAUUCCUGAUGCAGAGUACUGUAUCGAUGUUGAAGGUUUGCUGACGUAUUUGGCGGAGAAGAUUUGCAGGGACUUUAUCUGCAUCUGGUGCAAUGAGAAGGGAAGGACGUUCUAUUCCUUGGAUGCCGUCAGGAAUCAUAUGGUGGAGAAAGGUCACUGCAAGAUGUUGCAUGAAGGGGCCGCACUGGCAGAAUAUGUUGAUUAUUACGAUUACAGUACCAGCUAUCCGGAUCACAAUGAAGAAAUGGAUGUUGACGCUGAAAUUGAAGCUCCUCAAAUCUUAGACGGCGAUGACUACCAAAUGGUGCUUCCGUCGGGCGCCGUAAUCGGUCACCGUUCGUUGUUACGAUACUACAAGCAGCGUCUUAAUCCAAACCGUGCCCUGGUGGUGAAAAAGUCUACCCAACGUCUACACAAAGUUCUGGCCGAAUAUCGUGCCCUCGGAUGGACAUCCACUCAACAGGAAGCAGCGGCUCGGAAUGCCCGGGAUAUGCACGUAAUGAAGAGACAACAGGCCAAACUAAUACAGCAAGUAGGGGUAAAGGCAAACAAACUGCAGAAACACUUCCGUGUACAGGUGAACUUCUAAAUAUCGCUGUAAAUUAUGUUUUUUGGCCUGUAUCACUUCUGUUCGGGCAGGCAUAAGCUUUGAAUAAAAUUAGGUCGUUAAUAUUUAAA